This is a messenger RNA of Emiliania huxleyi CCMP1516, 886 nucleotides long. RefSeq lists its product as hypothetical. Lineage: Eukaryota; Haptophyta; Isochrysidales; Noelaerhabdaceae. The coding region runs from base 13 to 831 and encodes 272 amino acids. The record is from RefSeq and is a predicted model, not a curated record. The transcript has 2 exons.
CUGGCGGUGCCAAUGUUCCUGCUCGGCCUCGUCGCCACGCCACAAUCCGCCACAUCGCGCCACGUCCUCUCGCGUGCAAGCUCGCCCACCUGCAGCAUCGAAUCGGAGACGGCCGAGACUCAGAGCGGCACUGCGCCAGCGAAACCUCCAGCCGAGCCUGGCUUCUUUGCUGGCUUCGGCGCCGCGGCUGGCCUGGUCGCCGCCCCGAUCCUGCUCUUCAGCGUUUACAACGUCGCAGCCACCGGUGGCGGACUCGAUCCCGGGCCUUAUGGCCUUCUGGGUGCUAUCGAGGGCGUGUCAUACCUCGCUGUCGUGGGCAUCGCCGGAGCGGGUCUCGUGAGCAAGGCGAGCAAGGGCACGGGGCUACCCGCGGGCCCGCUGGGGCUGCUAGGCCUUUCUGAGGGCCUUUCCUUCCUCUCGCUUCUGCUGGCGGUCCUCGUGUUUCCGCUCAAGGAGUUUGGGGUGGUCGGCGACCCGCAGACCGCCGCGGUGGAUGUGCCUGCGCUCGCCGCGGCCGUGGGCGAGGUGGUGUCGCCGCUGGUCGCGUCGCUCGUCGCCGCGGUGACCAGCGCCGUCGAGCAGAUUGACCUGCCGCAGGGGUCACUCGACGGCGGCAGUCUCCCGAACCUCUCCGCGGUAAUCUCUUCGCUCCAUCUGCCAGACAGCCUGCCCUCCCUCCCCGAGGGCCUCUCCCUCCCCGAGGGUCUCUCUCUUCCCUCCCUCCCCGACGGCCUCUCCCUCCCCGACGGCCUGCCCUCCCUCCCGUCGCUGCCCGACGGCGCGGCGCCCGAGCCCAACGCCCCGGCCGUCCCCGUGUCGCUGGGGGAGUGACGAAUGACGUCGCCAUGUGUUUUUUUUCUAUGAUCAGACUGACUGACUGAGAAAG